Perca fluviatilis (European perch) is the source of this 5742-nucleotide messenger RNA. RefSeq names its product N-deacetylase/N-sulfotransferase (heparan glucosaminyl) 2a (gene ndst2a). Gene Ontology annotation, molecular function: deacetylase activity; heparan sulfate N-sulfotransferase activity. The transcript is spliced from 15 exons. Lineage: Eukaryota; Metazoa; Chordata; Actinopteri; Perciformes; Percidae. Gene Ontology annotation, cellular component: Golgi apparatus. Bases 854 to 3574 code for a protein of 906 amino acids. The record is from RefSeq and is a predicted model, not a curated record.
GUCUGUGUCAAACAAACGUAAGAUAAAUCAUUUUGGGGGUUAAAGUUUCAGCCCUCCCCCCGGUAUGCCAGAUUUGGUUGAGUCCAGGGUCGGCAGAUCCAAGAUGGCUGACUGAGCAGCGAUGUGCUAAAGUUCACUUUUAACUCUAAACGCUGAAGCUAGUUAUCCUUCAUUUCUCUUGUCGGAUUGGUGUUUGCUGAGAACGGAUACUGGGGACUUCCACAUUGGGAUUACAAGGUUUUCAGAUCUGCAGAAUUCCAGGUGUCUUGUUCUGGGAUGUCCAGGCUAGGUGGCCUCAGGGGGCUCAGCCCCGAAACACAGACCGCCGGCGGAGACACUUCCACUGCUGAGGGACUACACGAGCCUCUACAGAUGGAUACAUCCAUGUGUAGAGAUACCUGCACAGUUGCUUGAAAGAGAGAACUGACCAGGCGGCACCUUUUGAACCGGAUAUUCGGGACCCAACUGGUCCUCGGACAGGGAUCACAUCUGUGCGGGUGUUAGCUUUUAUUCAGCCAACUUCCAUUUUUCCCUUUUAAGUCCCCUAAUAUUUCACAUUUCAUCCAUCAAGUAAUCCUCUAUUCCUUCCCUCUCUCCCUCUCUUCAUUCAGUCAUCUUGAGAGUGCUGAGAUUUUGCGCUGCAGAGCUAGAAGUGGUGAGCAGGUAAUGGAUGAUGCUCGCCAUGGUGACCUAGUGUAAAUGGCUAUUCCUUCGCACAGCUCAGUGCCUGUAUCUACUGCUCAACCUUCCUCCUCCACUCCCCCUUCCUCUCACCCCUACUCAACCUCUCUGCUCUCCUUCCCUGUUCACCGCUGCUGCUUGCUGCCCAGUCCUGCCUCCCCCCUCCAACACCAUGGUAGGUGCAGGCUUGGGUGCGUGGAAGCUAAUGCGAGGUGUCCGCCAGCUGGAGCUUCACCGCCUCAUCCUGGCACUUAUCAUCUUCUGCUUACUGUCUAUGGCCUUCCUAGCUUACUACGUGUCCAACAGCCCCAAAAUCAAGGAGGCCCCCCCUUUACCCUUCAGUGACUGUGGCGGAGGGGGUGGGAUGUCACCGGGAGCGAGCACUGGGGCCGCUGGAGGAGGGCCAGGUGUCCAGAGGGCACCGCUUUUCCUUCCCCAGCGUGAGGGCCGACUACGACAGGUAAAGGCGGUGGACAAUUCCAGGACAGAGCCCGUGGUUCUAGUGUUUGUGGAGAGCAUCUACUCCCAGCUGGGCCAGGAGAUUGUAGCCAUAUUAGAGUCUAGCCGCUUCCACUACCGGACAGAGAUUGCUCCUGGUAAAGGAGACAUGCCCACAUUGACGGAGCAUAACCGUGGUCGCUACACACUCAUCAUUUAUGAAAAUGUGUUGAAAUAUGUCAAUCUGGAUGCGUGGAACCGUGACUUGCUGGACAAGUACUGUGCGGAGUAUGGAGUGGGUGUCAUUGGCUUUUUCAAAGCUAAUGAAAACUCUCUUCUCAGUGCACAGCUCAAAGGUUUCCCUCUCUUUCUACACUCACACCUGGGACUCAGGGACUAUCGCAUCAACCCCAAUGCUCCGCUACUCUACAUCACCAAGCCCAACCAGGUGGAGCAGGGCUCUUUACCAGGGGAUGACUGGACCAUUUUCCAGUCCAACCACUCUACCUAUGAACCAGUGCUUCUGGCCAGCACCAAGUCCUCUGAGGCACUGGCACAUUUUGGACCCAGCCCCUUGCGGGCUCUCCACGCCACAGUGGUCCAGGACUUGGGGCUCCACGAUGGCAUUCAAAGAGUUCUCUUUGGAAACAAUCUCAACUAUUGGCUUCACAAGCUGGUGUUUGUAGACUCCAUUGCCUACCUGACAGGGAAGAGACUGUGCUUGUCUUUGGACCGCCACAUCCUGGUGGACGUGGAUGAUAUAUUCGUUGGCAAGGAGGGAACCCGGAUGAAAGUGUCAGACGUGGAGGCAUUGCUCAACACUCAAAACAAGCUGAGAGCACUGGUCCCUGAUUUCACCUUCAAUUUGGGAUUUUCAGGAAAGUUCUAUCACACAGGCACUGAUGAAGAGGAUCGGGGAGAUGACAUGCUACUGCAACAUAGGAUGGACUUCUGGUGGUUUCCUCACAUGUGGAGCCACAUGCAGCCUCACCUCUUUCACAAUGUCAGCGUCUUGGCUGAGCAGAUGAGGCUCAACAAGAUUUUUGCUCAGGAGCAUGGCAUCCCAACAGAUAUGGGCUACGCAGUGGCUCCACACCACUCUGGGGUGUACCCAGUUCACAGCCAGCUCUAUGAGGCCUGGAAGUCUGUGUGGGGCAUCAAGGUGACCAGCACUGAGGAAUACCCUCAUCUGAGGCCGGCUCGAUACCGCCGUGGCUUCAUCCACAAUGGCAUCCAGGUGUUGCCCAGGCAGACCUGUGGUCUGUUCACCCAUACCAUCUUCUAUAAUGAAUACCCAGGAGGCUCAAAGGAGCUGGACAAGAGCAUCAGAGGAGGAGAACUCUUCCUCACUGUCCUCCUAAACCCUAUCAGUAUCUUCAUGACCCACCUGUCUAACUAUGGCAACGACCGGCUGGGUCUGUAUACCUUUGAGUCUUUGGUGAAGUUUGUCCAGUGUUGGACCAACCUCAGGCUGCAGACGUUGCCCCCCCUCCAACUCGCUGAGAAAUACUUCCAGAUCUUCCCCGAGGAGAGAGACCCACUCUGGCAGAACCCUUGUCAUGACAAGCGACACAAAGAUAUCUGGUCUAAAGAAAAGACCUGUGACCGACUCCCCAAGUUCCUCGUCAUUGGACCACAGAAAACCGGCACUACAGCGCUUCAUUCAUUCCUGAGCCUCCACCCAGCAGUCACCAGCUCAUUCCCCAGCCCCACUACCUUCGAGGAGAUCCAGUUCUUCAGUGGAGCAAGCUAUGACAAUGGGAUUGACUGGUACAUGGACUUUUUCCCAUUCCCUUCCAAUGUCAGCACAGAUUUUAUGUUUGAAAAGAGUGCCAACUACUUUGACACAGAGGUCGCGCCCAAGAGAGCUGCUGCCCUGCUUCCCAGAGCCAAAAUCUUGGCAGUGCUAAUCAACCCAUCUGACAGGGCGUACUCCUGGUACCAGCACCAGAGGGCCCACCAGGACCCUGCAGCCCUCAACAACACUUUCCAUACAGUGGUGACGGCAGGCCCCUCUGCCCCCAAGGACCUGCUGGCCCUUCAGAGACGCUGCCUUAAUCCGGGUCUCUAUGCACCUCACCUGGAGCGCUGGCUGCAACACUACCAGCCCAGCCAGUUGCACAUCGUGGACGGGGCCCUGCUGCGCUCCAACCCAGCACUGGUGAUGGAGGGAAUCCAGAGAUUCCUCGGUGUCACUCCUGUCUUCAACUACACCCAGGCUCUAAUGUACGAUGACAGCAAAGGUUUCUGGUGUCAGCGGGUGGAAGGAGGUCGAGCCAAAUGUCUGGGGAAGAGUAAAGGCAGGAAGUACCCAGAGAUGAGCCCUGAGUCACGUGCCUUUCUGGCAGAGUACUACCGGGAGCACAACAUGGAGCUGCUACGUCUGCUGAAUCGGUUGGGCCAACCACUGCCGUCCUGGCUCCGCCAAGAACUCCAGAGCACAAGCUGGAGCUGAGGCUACAAAGCUUCCACACACACACACACAGACAGACAAAUGCACCACAGAAAAGCCGGGACUGGAUUCUGUGGAUGAGCCAGCACUUGGGAUGUGGAUUAAACUGGACUACCUGAUCUGGAAUCAACAGCAGCACACACUACAAGCUUAGCUUAGCUGAUGUUACUGGUGCUCCUGUUCCACAGAAAAAGAAGACAGUACAACAUGAGCUCUUUCUUAAAGUGUCGGUCACUGUUGGAGAUUCCUGAUUGGUUGCCAACCUCCCGCGAACACUGGGCAGCCUCACCCUCAGUCGGUGUGUGUUGGACAGGGGGGGGGUGACACUGUACACAUCAGUUUGAUGUGGAUCCAGAGGACUGGGUGACCAGCAGGUUUGGGGCACAAAGAACAGGUCAGCCAGCAUUAAUGAGAGGAGAGAAACUGUGCGGAUGUGGAGUGUAUGACUGGAUACAGGACAAACGUGCACAGACACACACACACAAACACGUGUAUACACACAUCUCCUCUCGCCACAAGAAUGAUUGUAAAGCAUUUUCAAAAGCGGUUGUAUAUGUUAGGUUUGAGGGGGGGGGGGGACAAAAUGGCCAUCAGCCUGAAGCAGACAGUAUAGACAGACAGUCCAUACCCUGGCCCAGAUUUCUCGGUUACACACACACAUCUACCUGCAGGUCCAGCCAACAGUCGGGGUGCCGCAUUCCCUCCUAUUCGUCUGUUUACUGUACUGACGGACAUUUUUAAAAUGGAUUCAACUAAUAUGAUGCCAGGUCAAUGUAAAUAUCAUGUGUUCAGAUUUGGUACACAACUAAGCCCAGGUCCAGGCAGGGUUCAAAAUUAACUUUUGGUCCACCAGCCAAAUGGCUAGUGAAUGAAAAACUUUUACUAGCCACUCAAUAGCUUUUUUUAUUUUAUUUUUUUUUUUUUUAAACCAUUGUUUUUUGGGCUGGUGAGUGAAGCAAAUCUACUAGCCCCUUGCAUAUUUUACCAGCAUUUGGCUGGUGGAUGGUGCUAAUUUUGAACCCUGGGUCCAGGCUCUGGCCCAUACUAACAUCCUGUCAGUGAGCAGCUUUGUUAUACUUUGUUUAUUCACAAAGGUCAAGAUGCUUUUUGAAUGAUUAUCCACGUUGGCUCCCUCGAUUCUCUGAUUUUUAUUUAAGACGACUUUUAUACUAGCUUUUAACCUACCUAGGAUAGUUUAUUAAAAAAUAAACCGACAGACCGAGGGCCCCACACAACAUACUGCUGAGCAAAGGUUGUGUUACAGGACUGGAGUUUAGUGAUUUUAGCAAUGGGACUUUGAAUGACGUUUUUUUUCGAACAUGAAAGUUCAGAUUUACUUGAGCUCUUUAUAAUGUUAUAUAAUAUCAUUUAGGAAUGAGUGGGAUUGGUUAUAUUGCCUCUGGCUGGAGGCUGAUGGGUACUGUAGGAUCAAGAGUUAUCAUACAUACCAAGCUGACAGGACAACAAAGUGGAAAUAUGUACAACUGUCUAUUAGUGUGGUUGAAAUUUCCAAGAGACGCGAUGAGGACCAUUAUUAUUAAAUGAAAAUGAUUGAAUGGUCCACUGCAAAUUUAAAAAAAUAAAUUUGUCAUAGAGACAAAAGUUACCUUUAAGGAUUAUUCUAGUGAUUGAGUAUAACUCACAAGAGGCCGAUUUAAAAACAACAACAUCCGUAGUCCAAAAUGCCUCUGUGCACAAUUGGAUAGACCAACCACCAGUUAGAACUGCAACCAGACAGACCUACUACCAGUUAGACCAACCACCAGUUAGAACUGCAACCAGACAGACCUACUACCAGUUAGACCAACCACCAGUUAGAACUGCAACCAGACAGACCUACUACCAGUUAGACCAACCACCAGUUAGAACUGCAACCAGACAGACCUACUACCAGUUAGACCAACCACCAGUUAGAACUGCAACCAGACAGACCUACUACCAGUUAGACCAACCACCAGUUAGAACUGCAACCAGACAGACCUACUACCAGUUAGACCAACCACCAGUUAGAACUGCAACCAGACAGACCUACUACCAGUUAAGGCUCUGACACACCAACCCAACGACCGACCGUCGGUGACUCGGUGUGUUCUGAGUGCCUCAGACGCCGACUUGAGCGUACAUUCUGUGCGUGCACGAGACGUAAUACCACGAGACGUAAUACAUCUCCA